Sphaeroforma arctica JP610 is the source of this 258-nucleotide messenger RNA. RefSeq lists its product as hypothetical. The record is from RefSeq and is a predicted model, not a curated record. Gene Ontology annotation, molecular function: delayed rectifier potassium channel activity. The annotation marks the transcript as partial. Gene Ontology annotation, cellular component: membrane; voltage-gated potassium channel complex. The transcript has 2 exons. Lineage: Eukaryota; Ichthyosporea; Ichthyophonida. Gene Ontology annotation, biological process: potassium ion transmembrane transport.
CAGCUUGGUCUACACCCAUGGGCCUCACAAAGGCAAAGCAACUUCCUUCCAGGACAUACCGGCCUCGUUCUGGUGGGCCAUAGUUACAACUGCGGGAGUGGGAUAUGGUGACAUGUACCCCGUUACUAUAGGUGGCAAGAUAGUCGCAGCUGGUCUCAUGUUUGGAUCUUUCCUGUUUGUCGCUUUUCCGGUCACCUUCUUGACUGCGGCGUACACAUCUACAUAUGCGAUGUAUAGGAAAGAAAAGUCGUAUCUAAG